Penicillium waksmanii is the source of this 738-nucleotide messenger RNA. RefSeq lists its product as uncharacterized. Lineage: Eukaryota; Fungi; Ascomycota; Eurotiomycetes; Eurotiales; Aspergillaceae. The transcript is spliced from 2 exons. Bases 1 to 738 code for a protein of 245 amino acids. The record is from RefSeq and is a predicted model, not a curated record.
AUGGCAGCUCCGCCUUCAACUCCACCACAAAGUGAUCCUCUCACGCCAAAUGACAACGAUAGUCCCGAAAGCCUAUCAUCAGAAGAUUCAAUCGAUCCAAGUUUACUCGACGAAGAAGAAACCCCACUAGAAGAAGGGGUCGCAAAUAAUAUAGUGGUGCCAUCAAAACAGCAACACGCCGUCGGUGGACCUGGACCAGGAUACAACGCUCUAAAGACUUAUCAAGGACAACUCUAUAGCGGAAUGGCAGUCGGGAGCUCACUUACAUGGAAAUAUGAGCCCGGAACGUGGAAAGAAACAAUGGAAGAGCCUUAUCGGUGGAGAAUCGAUUACCAGACCAAGAAGUUACGCGCGCGCAAUGCGCCCAAGGGAAGUGGUGCGCCUGUGGGCACGGAAUAUCACUGGUUGAUUGUUGGACAUCAGCAUGUGCGCAAAAUUGAUGCCAAUUCCUACGAAACACACCUGACAGGAUCGAACUACAAAUUGGCGCAUAAAUCAGUGUCAUCGACCUCUUGGUCGAUUCCCGCGGUGCAGGGUCAACGGGAUCGGGAAAUUGAAUUACUACAGGAUGCUCAGCGUCGAAUGUAUGGUCUUCCAUCUGUGUUGGCUAGUGAAAAGGUCCAGGUGGAGCAUAGGAAGAAGGGUCAAUUAAGUCUUGACUCACUAUUCAAACCGAUUGCCGGGUCGGAUGCCGGGUCGGAAAAGACAUCUGGGUCUGUGAAGAGGAAGCGUGCGUAG